Molecule: messenger RNA, 2874 nt
Organism: Phanerochaete carnosa HHB-10118-sp
Lineage: Eukaryota; Fungi; Basidiomycota; Agaricomycetes; Polyporales; Phanerochaetaceae
Exons: 10
Coding region: 1999-2667 (222 amino acids)
Cellular component (GO): membrane
Source: RefSeq, a predicted model, not a curated record
GUUGCCUCUGCAGUCGCUCCACUGCGAUCGUUGGCUCCCGUCUCACUACUUUCGCUUUCACUUACGCACAGAUCGUGCAUCUCACUCUCGUUUAAACCACCACUCUUUUCAUAUUAACAAAAAGCCCCAACCACUUCUACCUUUCUUGUGUCCAAUUUAGAAUCCGCUACCUCGAUCAUAUUAACUUUCUCGUCCACAUCACUAACAUUUUCGAAACAUGGUUCACAAUGGUCCCCGUCGGCUCAACCGCCUGCCACAACGCCUGGAUUAUACUCUGAUCCCUGCACCCCUCGACUUGUCACUUCCGCUUGUCGACGAGAAGGCCGCAUUACCAGCCAUCAUCGUGACGCCGUCGUCUCCCUCAGGGCAAACCGACUUUUCCAUCGCCUUCCUCGCGCCUCCCGAGACGCCCACCUUUAAGCAGCGCGUAUUUUCCGCGUUGUCCAAUCUUCCCAGGCCGUCUUCACUCCAGCCGCGUCUCCCCUCGCAGAUCCAGCUGCCGGCUACGCCCUAUAAAACCGAAUUCGACUCUUCACCUUCAUGGACGCUGAAGACAAGGGCCAGCACCACUAUCCUCAUGGCUAUUCUCGUCUUCAUUUUCGGCUGCCACCUCUUGCUGCACAGUCUCGCCUCGUUGCACCCUCGCAUGGACUACGGAACCGCGUCGGACGACAGCGUCGUUGCUGCCGUCUUUGGUGGCGACGUCGACAGCAUAGGCGGUGCACACCGUGACUCGUCCGAUUCUGCAACACCAGCUCUCGGCGGUGCCUUCAAUCUGCAUUCCUUGUGGGCGCCGGGCCAUUCGUUCGGUGGCUUUGGUGGUAAGCGUAGCAGCCACGCACGCUUUGUCAUAUCGGAACCGAAAGAGCUCAAGGUCGAGCCCACGCAGUCCACCAACGUUUAGAUGGGAGAGAUGGAUCUACGUGGCUGUUUAUAACAGCAUGACACGACCUUCUAUGUCCUUGACGCUGCCCCACCUGGGUCUGUGCAUAUGUUGUUUUUACCCUCGGGUCGCCGGCUCUUGCGCCGGCUUCGAUACCUUCACGGCUGCAUGUUCUGGAGCGCACUCCUCGUACUUAGGUGCUACCCUCGGCAUAAUUUGGAUUCUGCUCUAUUUAUUGGGUGUCCUUGUUCGUGUCGCUGUAUCGUCGUAGGUUAUAUAGGCGAUCUUGGCCGCCGAACGUGGCAUCUCCUUUGUUCUUCUGUGUAACCCCGUUGUGGCGCAGCUUCGUGUGGCGUGCAUAGUUGAACUUGGAGCCAUGUAACCUAGAUACCCGAGGCUUUGUAUUACUACUUUUGUUUGCAGCUCCACCCUCCGUGGGUACUGUCACCACCGUCGAGCACUGCCCGCCACUGUCAAAUAUCACGGACAGUUGCAAUCAAGCACGCGCACGUCGACGGUGUCUCUGCCACUGGCAGGGCGCAGCGGCUGUGCGACGGUCGGCCCAACCACGACGCAUGCCGGAUUAGGAAGUGCAUUUGUUAGUUGCAGGAUCCGCGGGAAACAUCCCAGACUUUCAUUGGCCGCUGGUCGCUUGGCGCGCGUGCUGUGCUCGUCCCUGAACGUAACCAUCUCCGCCCUAGGCGGGGCAGUUUACGGACUCAUCCUCCACGCCGAGCCAGGGCCAACCAAACAAAUCUUUCGCAGCCUUUCGUGGCAGAGCUUGUGGGGUUCAGCAUGCCUGUGCACUGCUACGGCGAGCAGAAUGUACGCGCAAAGACGCGACUCGUCUUUGCUUGCUCGCUGACAAGGUGACUCCUCGGGGGAUCGACAGGCAGCGUCUCGACAAUGCGUGAUCAGCGCCCAAUAUCCGUAUAUGUAGCCUAGUCUCAACCCAAAGGAGCACGGAUGCGGCGAGCAACCGCCAAACUGCCCUGGUUCUACAACAUCCGGAUCGAUAUAAGGAUGCCUGGUACCGGAAGCUUGAGAGCUAGGACCGCUUUUCUCUUUCGCCUCUGUACUUUGCUCCUUCUUUGUCCGCCCCGAUUGUGCACAAAAUGCCCGGACACUGGAUAGGGUUGACUCGCCUCGGAGUGUUCUGUGCCGUCCCGGUCUUCGCCAUCAUCGUCCUUGGGCUCGGCGCCGACUGGAUCGCCGUCACCGAAGAUGAGGAGGGCGGGUACUUUGAUUACGCCGCUCUGGCCGUCGCUACCGCCGUGCUCACCCUGGUGACCAUGCCUGCGAUGCUGAUCAUCGACUUCCUCCGGCGCGGCGCGUUCACCUCCAUGAUCCUCGUCGAGAUUGUCUGGCUCGGCAUCCUCUGGGUUCUCUGGCUCACGACAGGCUCCUUCGCCGCGAACCAGCUCGGGGACGUCAGCAGCUGCAACUCUGCGUUCUUCCCCCAGUGGGCGAAGACGGGCUGCUCCGAGACGCAGGCGAUCAUCGCCUUCGCCUUCCUCGCCUGGAUCGCCCUGGUCGCGUACUGGACCGCGCUCCUCACCGUGGCCGCCAUCUCCGCCAACAAGGGCUCGCCGCGCGUGUGGUACACGAGCGUCAAGGAGGCCAACUUUGCCCCGAGCACCGCCAAGGUCGACCUCACCGGCGCGAUGGGCACCGCGGAGCACAAGGGCGCUGUUGCCAAUGCGUCCCCGGCGAUGCAGCAGGACUACCCGCCUGCGCCGCACCCCGUGGGCCCGCAGCACGGCUACCAGCCCACCCAGAUGUAGGCGUUUUGGCUACAAGCAGUCGUGUGUCGCCUCCGAGGACUUGGUUGCCUUGUUUCGAUCCGUUUCGCUUCUUUUCUUCUCUUUUCUCGUAUCAUCUGACCUUUUCUUCCCCUGCGAUAUGACCCCCUUCCCUGUAAUAUACGGUAAAUACCCUUGUUGGGUUCUUCAACGAAUACAUCCUGGCGACUGUGCCCCAGUGUUGGCUCU